CUCCUGUUCGUUGAGGGUGGGGACACACGGCGUGCUGGGGCCGGCAGCAGAGGAGGCGCCCCUUCGCCACCCCAGUGCCUGCCUGCCGUCUCCGCAGUCUCCAAUGAAGUGCCGGAGCACCCGUGCGUGUCCCCCGUCUCCAACCACAUCUACGAGCGGCGGCUCAUUGAGAAGUACAUCGCCGAGAACGGCACCGACCCCAUCAACAACCAGCCUCUGUCUGAGGAGCAGCUGGUGGACAGCAGAGUGGCUCACCCAAUCCGGCCCAAGCCCCCCUCAGCCACCAGCAUCCCAGCCAUUCUGAAGGCCCUCCAGGAUGAGUGGGUGAGUCCCUGGGGGCGAACCGAAGCUCCCCGCUGGAAGUCCUCGCUGGAUGGGGCCUGGGGGGAAGGGGAGCACUGUGUUCUCAUUCAAGGGCAGGUGGCCGAGGAGGGGCCUGGUGCUGACAUCACAGAUCUGGGUCCCGUACACGUAAAUAGAUUUUUAAUUGCCCGUCUCACCAAGGAAGUCACCGCUGCCCGAGAAGCUCUGGCUACGCUGAAACCGCAGGCUGGCCUCAUUGUGCCGCAGGCUGUGCCAAGCUCUCAGCCAAGCGUUGUGGGAGCAGGUGAGCCGAUGGAGCUGGGCGAGCUGGUGGGAAUGACGCCCGAGAUUAUCCAGAAGCUUCAAGACAAGGCCACCGUGCUGACCACGGAGCGUAAGAAGAGAGGCAAGACGGUGCCUGAGGAGCUGGUGAAACCGGAGGAGCUCAGCAAGUACCGGCAGGUGUCAUCCCACGUGGGAUGCGGUGUCUUGUCCGUCCUGUGCGUGAGCCGCAGGGAAAGGGAGCCAGAAGGGCUCGGCUCCGGCCUCACGCGCGUCCUUCCAGGCGGGGCGGACAAAAACGUCGUCGUCUUCGACAAGAGCUCCGAGCAGAUCCUGGCCACCCUCAAGGGCCACGCCAAGAAGGUCACCAGCGUGGUGUUCCACCCCUCCCAGGAGCUGGUGUUCUCUGCUUCCCCGGACGCCACCAUCAGGAUUUGGUCGGUCCCGAGCUCCUCCUGUGUGCAGGUGGUGCGGGCCCACGAGAGCUCCGUGACGGGCCUCAGCCUCCACGCCACUGGCGACUAUCUCCUGAGCUCCUCCGAUGACCAGUACUGGGCCUUCUCUGACAUCCAGACGGGCCGCGUGCUCACCAAGGUGACGGAUGAGACCUCCGGCUGCGCUCUCACCUGUGCGCAGUUCCACCCCGAUGGACUCAUCUUUGGGACGGGAACCAUGGACUCUCAGAUUAAGAUCUGGGACCUGAAGGUAGGACCCACAGCCUCCACCUGCCGCAGCCAGAGCCCGUGAUGCUCAUGUGCCUCCCUUUCCGAGAACGGCUACUACCUGGCCACGGCGGCCGAUGACUCGUCCGUCAAGCUCUGGGAUCUGCGCAAGCUGAAGAACUUCAAGACGCUGCAGCUGGAUAACAACUUUGAGGUGAAGUCCCUGAUCUUUGACCAGAGCGGCACCUACCUGGCCCUGGGGGGCACCGACGUCCAGGUCUACAUCUGCAAGCAGUGGACGGAGAUCCUCCACUUCACAGAGCACAGCGGCCUGACCACAGGGGUGGCCUUCGGGCAGCGCCAAGUUCACAUCGCGUCCACGGGCAUGGACAGGAGCCUCAAGUUCUACAGCCUCCAGGCCCUGCCACGAGCCCCGCGGGCUGACUCCCAGCUCCUGGGGCCCCUGACGCCCAACUUCACCUUCCUCUACCAUGAGGUGCCCGCCCCCCCAAAAACCACCUUUCCUCGCCAAGAGGCCCAGCCAACGAGCCUCCCAAAUCCAGACGCGGGGAACCGACUGGCCCCAGCGUGUGAGACAGGCGGCUGCCAGGGCGGCACCGGCCUAAGGGACAGGUUUCGGGGACGAGAAAGAGUCUGCUCCGCACAGAGAGCUUGGGAACACGUUUAUUGA
Molecule: messenger RNA, 1938 nt
Organism: Myotis davidii
Lineage: Eukaryota; Metazoa; Chordata; Mammalia; Chiroptera; Vespertilionidae
Gene: PRPF19
Product: pre-mRNA processing factor 19
Exons: 15
Biological process (GO): mRNA splicing, via spliceosome; DNA repair; protein ubiquitination
Cellular component (GO): Prp19 complex; U2-type catalytic step 1 spliceosome; cytoplasm
Molecular function (GO): ubiquitin protein ligase activity; protein binding
Source: RefSeq, a predicted model, not a curated record